AUGUUGUUUCUCAGUGCCUUAGCCAUCGGGAUGAUCACAGGCUUGCAAAACGUCACCACGGAGGUGCCGACGACGGAAAGUGACGGAGGCUCGACUGUCACAGAAGGGAUGGGGCUGCUGGAGACGACAAAAGCGUCGGUCGCGUCUGACUUCGUAAACGUGACGAUCCAGGAGCGGCCCUCGAUGUGGGACAUGUACCUGAACCACUGCCCCAAGUGGCGUCCAAUAAAUCACGUGUUUUUCCAAGCGGCUAAUGUGUUCUUCUUGUUGUCGUUCCUAGCCCCACACACGCCCAGUGGUCUUAUUUGGCUGCGAGUGGCUCUGGUUCUGGGCUGUGCGUUCUCCGGCCUCUGGGCGUGGAGUAUAGAGUGCUAUUUGGAUGCUGUUGUGUGGAACAGUGCAUUUUUCAUUAUUAACUUUGUAUACUUUGCUGUGCAGUUUUAUUUGAUGAGGCCUAUUAAGUUUCAUAAGGACAUUGAAGAGGUGUACGUAGCACUGUUCAAGCCGCUGCGGGUGUCCCGUCGGCAGUUCCGGCGCGUCUUGAUGUGCAUGCGCAACGUCAGGCAUCUCAAGUGUCACGAACUGUACGCGCAUGAGAAGGUCACUAAAGUCGACAGCCUCUCCCUUGUACUGUCCGGAAAACUUGUAGUGUCUCAGAACCAGCGCGCGCUGCACAUAGUCUUUCCACACCACUUCUUAGACUCGCCGGAGUGGUUCGGAGUCUCGACGGAUGAGUACUUCCAGGUUUCAAUAAUGGCAAUGGAAGAGUCAAGAGUCCUUGUGUGGCAUCGCGACAAACUGAAGCUAUCGAUCAUUUCAGACGCGUUCUUGCAGGCGGUCUUCGACCACAUACUAGGAAGAGACGUGGUCCAUAAACUAAUGCAGGUUAGCGAGACGAUGUCAGUGAGCAACGGUCACCUCCCUAACAGCUAUGAGGAGGGCGAGGACAAGCCCAUGCUUGUUGUUAAAAAGGCGGGAGAUGGACCCGGCAUUACUGCCCUUUUGAACAGACAACUACAAGGCGAGCACGCGCCGUUGCUGCGGCCGACGCCCUCCCACGCCUGCUGAACAACGGGAUUAUCCUUCAUUAUCCCCCAUCCCUACCCUAUAUCUCUAUCGCUAUAUAAUAUUUAAAUACCACCCCGCUUUGCUAAAAUCUUCUUAUUAAUAAAUGUAAAUA
Messenger RNA from Melitaea cinxia (Glanville fritillary), 1180 nucleotides. Its product is annotated as blood vessel epicardial substance-like. The coding region runs from base 1 to 1068 and encodes 355 amino acids. Gene Ontology annotation, molecular function: cAMP binding. The record is from RefSeq and is a predicted model, not a curated record. NCBI's taxonomy places the organism in Eukaryota, Metazoa, Arthropoda, Insecta, Lepidoptera, Nymphalidae. The transcript is spliced from 6 exons. Gene Ontology annotation, cellular component: sarcolemma.